This is a messenger RNA of Hemiscyllium ocellatum (epaulette shark), 5938 nucleotides long. RefSeq names its product phosphoinositide 3-kinase regulatory subunit 6-like. Bases 248 to 2644 code for a protein of 798 amino acids. The record is from RefSeq and is a predicted model, not a curated record. The transcript has 21 exons. NCBI's taxonomy places the organism in Eukaryota, Metazoa, Chordata, Chondrichthyes, Orectolobiformes, Hemiscylliidae. Gene Ontology annotation, biological process: G protein-coupled receptor signaling pathway; positive regulation of MAP kinase activity. Gene Ontology annotation, cellular component: phosphatidylinositol 3-kinase complex, class IB. Gene Ontology annotation, molecular function: 1-phosphatidylinositol-3-kinase regulator activity.
GGGUUUGGAAGUUGCUGUUACUCACUACAUCCACAGCUGGGAUUGGAAGUUAUAAACCAAUGCAAAUUUAAGAUGACAGAUUGAACGGGCUACAAAUGGUGACAAAAAAUAUGUAGAUAUCAUCGAAAUCCAUCAUCAGAAUUAAUUGAAUAAUCAGGACACCAGGCUUUUGUCCUGGCUGAUCUCUUGGAUGUUGCUGUUCCGUCCCAUUAAAGACACUAAACAUCACUUGAACACUUAAGCAACAAUGGAGCCAAAAGUGAGGAGCCCAAUGAAAAACAUUGCAGCUGCGUGGGUGAGAAAAGAUGUUGCUGACAUGGGGUUGUUAUCAGAAAACUGCACAAGUACCAGGGAUGGAAGUCCCAGUUCAGCAACAAAUGCUGAGGCUGACAUUCAGCGCAGCGUGAAGGCCAUUGUACGGGAACUGGACCAAAGACCCCUGGGAGGCUCAAGCAGUCGAGGAAUGUUUCGAUGGACAUUACAUAAGAAGUCUGAACGAGACCCGUACAACAGCAUUUUUCUAGUUAAAAAUCUCAUAAGUGAACUGGAACUGGCAAAGAAAGAUAAUAAGCACUACAUUCUACCUUUACUGAACAUCCUAAUGUACACAGUUAUUCAGGCUGCAUAUAUUCCUGAUGAGCUUCAUGAAAAAGCAUAUAAAUUUUGCAAAGGGCUGUUAUCCUUCGCCAAACCCUACUGCACCAUUGCACAUGAAUAUGCAGUUAUGUUAAAAGCUGAAAGAAAGGCACCAGGUGUAUUAUACCAAAGAUUAAUUAUUUCUGAACAUGGACUGAAAAAUGACUCAUCUUCACACUGGGAACGGGUUUUUGUACUUGCUGAUCCUGAUCUUAUCUCUGAAGAGGUCUGUAAUGCUCUUUACAAUGAGAUCCAUUCAAUGAAUCCUAAUGAGAUAUUCACUAAGAAUAUGGGUCAUGUUAUAAAACACACCAUACAAGCAGCCCUGGGAGAGACCUGCAAUAUCAACAAACUGGAUGAGGUUUUGCAGAGUAAACCUUUCAAUGUGAUUGAGUGUUAUUUCCAGGAAGUGGUUGCUAUCACAGAGCAGUCUUGUUUCUCAUCAGAGGAGGUGACUGGAACCCAGAAGAAACAUAUUAGCACGUUGCAGCAACUUUACCAAACAAUAAUGAGCUCUGCAAACCAAGUGCUUCCUCCAAAAGACAGGCUGCAGAAUAUUCUACUGCCAAAUCCGGAUAUCGGCUUUUUCAUCUGGAAAGAGGAUGAUCUACUCUGGAAGGAACUGGUGCAAUUUGUUAAAAGUCGAUGUGGCAGUAGCCAGGACUACUUGAAUAGUGAUUCUGACAAUUCUGAACUGAGUGAGACAAUGGACAGUCUUAGCGCUGAUCAGACAAGAUUAUCAGUUCUGUCAAAUGACAGUGGUAUUGUCAAAGAUUGUGGGGAUCUUCCUCUUGCAAAUGACAUGCCAGCUGCAGGGCCCAGUGAGAAAGAGCAGACCAAGUUUGUCAGAAAAGCCUGCAUAAAGAAGAAAAGCUAUGAUUCCGAAAACACACUGAACCUUUCAGAUAUUUAUGAUACCUCUGCAACAGGAGAUACUGUGCAACUGCAGCGUAAGUUUGGUUGCAAUACAAUGCUGUUCAACUUCGAACAAAAGAAGCCUCACACUGCGCGUGUCGUAGUACUUGGGAAUGAUUGCAUUUUGGGACGAUUGGCAAAGGCUGUUCUUUCUAUCAGGAAAAGAGAAACAAGAAGAUGUAUUCUGACCUCAAAACUAAACCUGCAGUUCUAUUACAUCCCAGUUACUAAUGAGGAGCAGACCCCAGUAUCUGCCAGCAAGGUCAUCCCAUUAUUGCGUAGUGACUUUUCUUGUGAAAUGUCCAGGUAUUUGGGUAGCAUAGACCCGUGGUACAACAGCAAUAUCAACAGCCUGCGAGAUAUGAUACCUGAACUAGCUAGAACGUCACUAUCAUCCAGACAACAGCCCAAUGCAGACCCAUUUAUUUUGGAUGUUACCUCAUACUAUGUAAGAAUGGGAUAUCAGCCUGUUUGCUUUCAAAUCUACCGUGUAAUGUUUACUUUUAUAGACAAAACCAUUAAAUGCGUGGAUGAUGUUUUUCUCAUUCAGCUUGAUGCAGAGCUUCCGGAAGUAAAGUACAGCAAAGAAGGCUCAUUAACAAGAAAGAGGACAGUAUCAGAUGGAGUAGGGGUACAAAUUGCAGUUACAUAUAAAAAGAUUGCAUUGAGCAACAGGGAAAGUACAAGACAGUUCAAAAGUCGAUGCACUGGUUUAACCAUGAAAACAAUUCCUUCAACUGAGGCUGAAGAUCUUGUUUGCCUGAAUGUAAUCAUCUCUGAGGUAACAAACAAGUUGAACCUAUCUGGAAAAAUAUCUCUGAUUGAAAACAACAAGAUCAAAACAUCCCAUAUUAAGAUUGAAAUCCAGGAUACACUUGGAAAAGCUUUGUUUGUUUGUCUGGACAAGGAUUCUAGAAGAAUAUACAAAGAUGUUGUCAGCAUUGAAGUCUCUCCUUGUGUGGACCCUGGAUACAGCUUCCAUAAAAUGAGGUCACUGAGGUUUGGUCUCAAUGGAGCGGAAAAUGUUGGAUUAACUAAGUACAUGCCAAAAUCCCUGUUAUUACCAAUCAACACAUUUGUAGGUAUUCUGUAAGUUGAACUACCUGUUUCAACUCGGGCAACAGGUCACUUGCCUGAAGAAACCAAUGAUUUGGAGCUGCUAGAACUGUAGGACAGAGUCACAAUUACAAGUUCAAUUAUUCAGGAGUACCUCUUCUGUCCGAUGGAUUACUUAAGAACAAUUGAGUCACACAAUAUUAGAGACAUUUCCUUCAAACCUGAAAGCCCGAAGGGUGGAAAACGAACCUGCAGAAUACCAGAGGCACUGGUCAGAGGAGCUUGAAACUGAUUGAAAGUUACCUGCAGCAAAUCAUAAAAGAAGGGUUUUGAUGGUGAAGAUUUUUUUUCUCCACCUGGAAGUUAUUCUUGACAUAAUGGGCAGGACUCAGCAUUGGGUCAAGUGGGUUCCCAGAAUCUGCACUGUGCUAGGAGUACUUGCCCAACAAUGAUUUUAUGUGAAUUGGUUGAUCAGUGGCCCAAAGAUGCAACUGUUGUCUGAUUUCGAUACAGUUGGCAGAAUUUAAUAGGAAGCCUUCCAGUAUGGAUGAAGUUGCAAUAUCCUGUUUACAGAUAAGGGAGAGAGAGGGCCAAUUCAUGUUGACAUCAUGAAAGCAACAUGGAAGUAGGCCAUUCGACCCAUCGAGUCCAUACUGACCCUUCGAACAGCAUCCUACCGAGACCCAUGCUAUGCCUUUAAUCCUGUGUUCCCCAUGCUGAUCCACCUAGUCUACACAUCUCUGGAUACUAUGGGAAAAUUGACAUGGCCAAUCCAUCCUGACCUGCACAUCUUUUGGAUUGGGGGAGGAAAACCAGAGCAUCCAGAAGAAACCCAUGCAGACACAGGAAGAAUGUGCAAACACAGCUAAUGGCCAGGGCGUGGAAUUGAACCCAAUUCCCUGGCGCUGUGAGGCAGCAGUGCUAACCACUAUACCACCAUGCUGCCCACGUGUCCUCUCUCAAUAUUUAACAAAUGUCAACUUAUCAUUUGUGGAGGAUGAACUUCUCCACAGGGCACCCUCUGGUGUAGACAGAUGAGUAGAGAUCAAAGACAUCUGGGAAUGUAGGUCCCCUGUCCUGCUGCUCGGAGGUCACCUCCAGUUAGGGUUUGAUACUUGUCCUCCAUUGAUUUUUUAACUAGAUUUUUUGGGGAGGUGACAAUUUGACCUCAUACCAGCUUCCAACUAAAUGGCUGAAGGGGGCAGGAUGGUAUUCCAGAAAGUAAAGUUCACACUUGUCCACCUCUUCGCCUAGUCCCUUCCCAUCCCACCCAAUCCCGGGAUGAAUCUAGUCCUGUAUUUCAAGAGAUAUUCUAUUAUUUGAGUUUGCAUACAUGCAGGUUUUUUGCUGUCAAAAUUGUUUGUUACAAAUUUUUAACACAGUAAAAUUAGUCUAAACUGAAUUUAGAUCAGUGAAAUCAACCAUUCUAAAUGAAGUAAUUGUAAUUUGAGUUUAUAGCUAUCAGUAAUUUUCACCCAAUGUUGGAACCCACUGUUGUAAUGACUAGGUUAGCUGUUCAUUUAACAAUGUGUAAUGGAAUUCUCAGAAAUUGGUCUUUAUUGCACGGAGUUCCAUAAGUCUUCUAGCACUGUGGUGGUGUCCCUGUGUCUGGACUAGAAGCUCCAUGUUCAAGUCCCAUGCCAGCACUUGUUGGCCAAGAAUGGUGCAUUUGUAAUUAGUCUUACAGCUCAGAAGGAGCUCAGUCAGCCUCUCAUGCCUACAUCAGUCUUCAAAUGAGCAUCAUUACUUCCUGUGAGUCACCUGUUUUUCCCACAUAUCCUUCCACAUUAUUUUUAUCUAGCAAAUUGUCCAUUGCCCUCAAGAAUGCUUCAAUUGAACCUGCUGCAAUCACAUUUCUGGUCAGUGCAUUCUAUACCUCAAUCACUUGCUAAAUGACAAUGAUUUUUUUUCUCAUACCAUUCUUGCUUCUUUUGCAAAUCACUUUAAAUCUAUGGCCUGUCAUUGUUUCUUUUACAAGCAGGAAUAGUUUCUCGCUAAUCAUUAUUUCCAGCCCACUCACAAUCUUGAAAAUGACUAUUAGGUCUCCUCUUCGUUUCCUUCUUUCCAAGUACAACCCCAACUUCUUCAACCUAUCCUCUUAACUGAAGUUUCUCAUGCCUGGAAUCAUUCUUGUAAAACACUGUCCAAUACUUAUACAUCUCUCCUAUAAUAUGGCAACCGGAGCAAUACACAGUAGUUCGUUUGAGGUCUAACAAGUAUCUUGCAGGUUGAUUGUCAGCCUGUAACUUCUUCCCCUCUGUCUGAUGGAAGGUUGUAAAAACAGGAGAGCUUUCUUGGUAAGCCAUCUUGAAACAGGCAAUGGCAAAAUACUAGAAUACUUUGUCCAUAAAUGUGGACCAAUCCAAUGGAGGUUCAUGCUUCAGUAAACAAAGGCAGGAGAAAAUAAUGGCCAGAAAGAUGAAUGGAGUUGCAAUUGCCUUUGUGAAGAGGUAAAGAAUAUUUGGUAAUACUUGACUAGCCCAGUGUUUGCUAUGACUGACGGUGGUAUUGCUAGUUACGAUGCAUUUUAUUUAAACCAGUUGAAUCUUUGGAAUUCUCAAUCCCACAAACUGAGUCACUGAAUAUCUUCAAUGCUGAGAUAGACAAUUAAAAUGUAGAGAAGUCAAGUUUGGUGAUCAGGCAGGAAGAGGGAGUUGAGAACAAGCUUAGAUCAGUCAUAAUGAGCACUGGAGUAGGCUUGAGGAGCCAUAUGAUCCACAUCUCCUUUUUGUAUGUUCUUAAGAAAUAUACUUUAAAAAUUAACAAAAAAACAAAUCCCCAUAUCUCUUAUGCAGUGAUUUAUUUUGUCUCCAUUCAACUGAAAAGAAAAUGUGGUUUCACUGACUAUUGAAAUGUCAUAGUGAGGUGUGCAAAUUUUUUCUUGAAACAGAAGUUGAAGCUCUAUGUUGGCCAUCUUUAGAAUAUAGUUGCGAGCAUCAUAAAAUUGUAGCCUAAAAAUAAUUUUGUUCAGAAAAAAUUUACAGAACUAUUCAUAAAUAUGUAGGUCCAAAAUGCCUCAAAGGUGCUGGUGUUAUUGCAAUUAUUUAAAAUUUUUAAAAAAGUAUCUCUUCAGAUUCAGAAUGAAGACUGAUGGACCGUGUGACUGGAAAGUUGCUUCACUACAUAGAAAUAAAUGCACUCUGGGUAUGGAAGAGGUGGGUCACAGGGGGUUGUGAAGGAAAAGUGAUUUCUACUGUUUACUACUUGGAACAAAGUCACAAACUCCCUCUUUCUGCUUGUAAUUAGUCAAAUAGAUUGACCAUCAGCCUUUAUAUACUACUAAUACACUUGAUAAUUUAUGUAGAAAUAAUGAACAGAGGAAAUUCUUCUC